AUGGCGAUCAACAAGGAGACGUGGGUGGUAGACAAGGCACUGGCAGUGGUGUUGUGGGUGACGCGGCUGUAUGGGAUGCUUGUUUAUCCAUUAGCAGCACUCAAUGAAAUCUCGAGCCCAUUGUCAAGAGAUGCAAUCAGCUAUUCAUAUAUUCCAAUAACUUCUAUCAGCAAGACCAUUGACCUACUGGGUAAAGUUAAGCAAGAUGUUAAAAUGACACCGAGGAUGAAAUUGGCUAUAGAAAUCCGUAAACUAUCAAGCAGUUUCGUUCGGACAUGUGAAGUGUUGCGGGAACUUAACGAUAUAGAAAACUUCUUCCUACUCGUCCACAUUAUUAUCGUCUCUAUGACUUUAGUAGUAACUAUAAAUAAUCUUGCACAAGUUCUGUGCUGUACUACAGGUAACGAUCUCAAAUACGCAAUACUUAAACAGUGUGUCUGGUUUGUGUGCCACAUCUUUAGAAUUAUUGUGAUCGUGGAACCCUGCCAUCGUAUCAGCGAAGAGUUCUCGAAAACCAAGAUGCUGGUGGCACAGAUGAUGUGUGAGGUGACUUGUGAGGCUGAUCCACUGUUCGAAGCGACAGAUGAUUUCUUUAACCAAUUGCUUCUCAACGAUGUGUCCUUCACUGUGAUGGGAAUUUGCUCACUUAAGAGAUCCACAAUAUUCACGAUCAUUGGUGGUGCUAUUACUCUUUACAUAUUGAUUUUGGAACUUUAA
Molecule: messenger RNA, 717 nt
Organism: Pararge aegeria (speckled wood butterfly)
Lineage: Eukaryota; Metazoa; Arthropoda; Insecta; Lepidoptera; Nymphalidae
Exons: 6
Coding region: 1-717 (238 amino acids)
Biological process (GO): sensory perception of taste
Cellular component (GO): dendrite; membrane; neuronal cell body
Source: RefSeq, a predicted model, not a curated record